Molecule: messenger RNA, 2192 nt
Organism: Erigeron canadensis
Lineage: Eukaryota; Viridiplantae; Streptophyta; Magnoliopsida; Asterales; Asteraceae
Product: probable LRR receptor-like serine/threonine-protein kinase At4g29180
Exons: 7
Coding region: 1-2010 (669 amino acids)
Biological process (GO): protein autophosphorylation
Cellular component (GO): plasmodesma; plasma membrane
Molecular function (GO): ATP binding; transmembrane receptor protein tyrosine kinase activity
Source: RefSeq, a predicted model, not a curated record
AUGUCAUCAGCAACUUCUGCACAAACAUGUCAACGUUUUUCCCUCGAAGAGAUUAUAUCUGCAACCAAAACUUUUGCUGAUGAACGGGUCAUUGGACAUGGAGGAUUUGGAAAGGUAUACAAAGGUAAUAUAUACUGUGGAGAAACUAGUCAUGCGGUGGCCAUCAAACGGCUAGAUUCUAAGUCCAACCAGGGGGAACCUGAGUUUAUCACCGAAAUUGAGAUGCUAUCUACGCUGCGCCACUGUCACUUGGUGCCUUUGAUUGGUUUUUGUGAUGAUAACAAGGAGAUGAUCCUUGUUUAUAAAUUUAUGCCCAACGGCACAUUAUAUGAUCAUCUACACAAAACUAGUACUUAUUUAAGUUGGGUGCAACGACUAAAGAUAGCCAUAUGUGUUGCACGUGGAUUAGACUACCUCCACACGGGUGUUGGCACCAAACAAGGAAUCAUACAUCGUGACGUGAAGAGUUCCAAUAUUCUUUUGGAUGAGAACUGGGACGCUAUGAUUUCAGAUUUCGGGUUAUCCAAGGUAAGCCCAAUUAAUCAAUCAUUGUCAUAUGUUGAUGCUAGUGUUAAGGGCACAUUCGGGUAUCUGGACCCAGAAUAUUUCUAUACAAGAAAACUGACAAGGAAAACAGAUGUAUAUGCAUACGGGGUGGUUUUGUUUGAGUUAUUAACAGGAAGACGUGCAGUGGAUGAACGCAACGGUGAAGAACAAUGUAGUUUGGCAAGGUGGGCUCAAAAAUGUGUGAAAGAACGAAAACUCGAUCAAAUGGUUGAUUCCAAAAUAACAGGAACAAUUAGUCCCAAAUGUUUAAGAGGGUUUGCUGAGAUUGCAGAUCGUUGCUUGACUAGCGUUUUGGAAAAACGUCCUACCAUGACUCAAGUUGUGGCCAAACUUCAGGCUUUGCUGGAAGUACAAAAGGCAUCAAGAGUCAGGGGACUCACAUGGAAGAUCCCUAAGUAUCUUUUUACUGCAACGAAAGAGAACUCUGCCCAAAUUUUCACCAGUACUUCGACCAACAAGGAUCUUAGUUAUAACGGAGAAAUUUCAAAAGGGGUUAAAGAUCUAAAGAAGUUUACGUAUUGUGAAUUGGAACGUGCUAUCUGGGACUUUGAGAAUGACAAAUGUUUGGGUGAGGGAAGUUAUGGAAAUGUUUACAAAGGUUGGAUCCAUAAAACGACAUUUUCCCCUUGUAAGCAUAACACCGGAUUGCCCAUUGCGGUAAAAAGACUGCACCACUACAAAUAUUUUGAUCCAGAAAUGCUGAAAGAAUUUUAUCAUCCCAAUCUUGUUAAGCCCAUAGGAUACUGUUUGGAAGGUGAAAAACUCUUCCUUGUACAUGAAUUUAUGCAAAAGGGAAACUUAAAAGAUCUCCUGUAUAGUGGAGCUGUAGCGCAACUUCCGUUAGUUAUGAAGGUUAAAAUAGCAGUAGGAAUUGCCCGAGGAAUUGUUUUCUUGCAACAGACAGAAGAUGGAGUGAGAUCAGUUAGUGAGUCUCGGCUUCACAGACAUAAUAUAAUGUUGGAUGAGGAUUUCACAGCAAAACUUUCAGAUUAUGAUGUUACGCAGAUAGUAAACGGUUACUACCCUAACAAUAAUGAUUUUCUUUAUGACGACUACUAUGCUGAGUUCAAGCCCCUUCCUCUGCGGAGCAAUCUCAGCGGUUUUGCAGUUGUACUUGCGGAGGUACUAACAGGAAAACAUACCUUCUAUGGAAAUGAAAUUGAAAAGAUUGAUUCUUUCUUGCUCCAACUUGGAAAAAUGUCCAUUACUCAUAUUGCAGAGCUUUGUUUUAAAAACUGCAAUGAGUUGGAUUCAGAGUCAAAGAUGCUGACAAUUUUGGAGGAGUAUGAGAAGUAUAUCCAAUCAGGUUAUGACAAGGCAUCAAUAGCAACCGAGGAUAGAGAUAGGUUUCUGGUCGGGUAUACCCUGAAGGGGCAUGUAGAGAGAGUGAUAGCACUUAAGGCGAUCGAUUUUGAUCAAAUCCAACAGAGUUACUCAGUGUGAAAGAGCAAGCAGAAAAAGGGUCCUUUUUUUUAACUUAUCGACUAGUGAUGCAGUAGAAGGCAUUAAGCCUUAAUAUUUCAACCAAAAUUCCAGAAACAUGAAGGAUAUUACAGGUCUCACCAUGGUAAAUGUGUGAAAUUACUGUUACCUGUAUAGUUUAGCAACAGAGUACAAUACAAUUA